AUGGCAAUGAGCACUCAGACCCAGGCAGCCUGCCUCCUGUUUCUUCUCCUCACCAGCAUGACAAGUGGCUCGGUUGUCCCCUACCAGACAACACAGCUUGCAGACCACCAGGCUCAGAACACAGUUGAAGCCAAGGAUGGCUGGACGCCUUUGCUCCAGGGUCGAAGGAGGCGAGAUACCCACUUCCCCAUCUGCAUGUUCUGCUGUGGCUGCUGCCAUAAGUCAAAAUGUGGGAUUUGCUGCAAGACAUAA
Molecule: messenger RNA, 252 nt
Organism: Chrysochloris asiatica (Cape golden mole)
Lineage: Eukaryota; Metazoa; Chordata; Mammalia; Afrosoricida; Chrysochloridae
Gene: HAMP
Product: hepcidin antimicrobial peptide
Exons: 3
Coding region: 1-252 (83 amino acids)
Biological process (GO): intracellular iron ion homeostasis
Cellular component (GO): extracellular region
Source: RefSeq, a predicted model, not a curated record